This is a messenger RNA of Anolis sagrei ordinatus, 3001 nucleotides long. It is a transcript of the gene PP2D1, whose product is annotated as protein phosphatase 2C like domain containing 1. Gene Ontology annotation, molecular function: protein serine/threonine phosphatase activity. Gene Ontology annotation, biological process: protein dephosphorylation. The record is from RefSeq and is a predicted model, not a curated record. NCBI's taxonomy places the organism in Eukaryota, Metazoa, Chordata, Lepidosauria, Squamata, Anolidae.
GAGAAACCACUUAAUCUUGAGAAUGAAAAAGAUUGCUAAGUACCCUGAAAGAGAGAUAGAGAAAAUUGGCUGUUCAUAUGAUUUCCUCAAGGAAACCAUCAAGAAUACUCCAUAUUUUUGCAUCAAGAGUGUUGCACAAAGUUCUGUGCAAAUUAAAGUAGUAAGCAACCCACUGAUAAAAGCCAUAGCAAUUUGUCAAGACAAAAAUGCUAUUUGGCAUCAAGAUUUGGAAGAUGUAUUUGUUGUGAUAGACAAUUAUGGAAACAGGAAAGACACAUGCUUUCUUGGACUCUUUGAUGGUGCCAAUGGAAUUUCUGCUGCUCAGACAACAUCCGCUGAAUUUCCUCUCUUACUUCUUGACCAGCUUUCUCGUGGAGACUCCUCCUAUGAAGUGAGUCAAGCUGAAAGAAAAGUGCUGAAUUCAUUUUGCACCAUCUUUAGGGCAGAUUACAAACUAAGAGAGCUUAUUUUUACUGCUAGAAGUGUCAAGAGAAAGAGAUUUAGCCCUAAGACUCAUGAAUGGGUUCACAGAGCAUACGCAAAGUCUUUCUGGCGCAUGGACAGACUUUUGCGGCUUGGGAGAAAUGAAACAUCAAGAGUUCGUUGGAGUAGCUGCACAGCCGUUACUUGUUUAGUGGAAACAAUAAGCAAUACAAAGCAAAAACAAGAUGAAGAUGGAGAGAAAAGUUCUGAAACACUAAUACAUGAAAAGCAACCAUGUGCCACAGAACAGGAAGAAGAGUUGCCUGUAAGGAUCAAAGGAGCAAAGAGAAAAAGUAACAUAGGAGAAGAGGCAGGCAGCACCACAGAAGAGCAGAGAGAAGAGCUAAUUGAGAGCAGGAAUGAGGAGGAACAGAUCAGCAUACAAGGAGAGAAAAAACUGCCAAAAGAGAUGUGUGGAGAGAACUCUAGCACUGAACACGAUAUGGGUAAAAUCAUAGAAAUGGAAAGAGAUGAGCCACCUGGAAACAUGAAUGCCGAGAAGGAAGAAAAUAUCAUACUACAGGAAGAGUUGUCUGAAAGGAUACUUGGAACACAGAAGGAAAGCAACACAGGAGAAGAGAUAGGUGGCACCACAGAACAGCAGAGUGAGAAAACAAUUGAGAGAAAGAAUGAAGAGGAAGAACAGAUACAACAAGAAGAGAAAGAACUGCCAAAAGAAAUUAGUAGAGAGAACAGAAAAAGCAGCAUUGAAAAAGGUUUGGGUGAAAUCAUAGAAAUGCAAAGAGAAGAGCCACCUGAAAAUAUGAAUGACAAAAAGGAAAAAUAUAUUACACCAACGGAAGAGGAGUUGUCGGAAAUAACUGGAGCAAUGACAAAAAGCAACACAGGACAAGGGAGAGGCAGUAUCACAGAUUAUCAAAGAGAGGAACCAAAUGAAAGAAUGACUGAGCAUGCAGAGAACCACAAUGUUGUACAACAGGAGGAGGAACUGCCUGAAAGGAUAAUCAAAGGAAAUAGAACAAGUAACAUCGAACAAGGGACAAGGAGCAUUAUCAUGGAGCAACCAAGAAUGGAGUCAGCUGAAAAAAUGAAUGCCAGUAAAAAAGAGCAAGAUGUCAUUCCACAGGAGGAAGAAGAACAGACUGAAUUGACAGUCAGAGAAACUGAGCAAAGCACCAUGGAUGAGCUGCAAGAAAAGACAUGGGAAAUAAAGAAGCAAAUGACAAAGGCAGAAGUUGAGCAGAGCAUAAAUCAGAAAGAUGAAACUCAAGAAGUAGAUCCACUUGAAAACAUUCAACGUUCAGAUGAACCAAGUGCUGGAGUCAUUCAUAUUGCUAACAUUGGUAAUGUUCAUGCAGUUUUAUGCAAAAACGGGGAGAGUUAUUGGCUUACUAAAGAACACACCACUUACUCCAGAAAGGAAAAGAUACGUGUUAUUCGGAAUGAUGGACAAAUCAGCAGUAAUGAACCCAAAGGAUUGAUAGAGGGACUUACCAAAAAUACUCGUGGUCUGGGCCACCAUGGAAACCCUCAGUUGAAAAAAACAGUUAUUCCUGUACCACAUACAAUCUCCUUUCCUGUUGAUGACUCGUGUCAGUUUCUUAUUUUAGCUACCAAUGGACUUUGGGAAGUUCUAGAUAGAAGGGAAGUAGUACUGUUAACUUUAACAAUGUUUUCAGCUUAUUUGCAAAAGUAUCACCAACAACAACUAAAGAAAAUCCGCAGGGCCAAAAUUUCAAAGUUUCCAUUGAGGGACAUGGAGGAUGAAUUCUAUUUAUGGUAUUCAAAUGAAGGUUUUUUCGAAGACAGAGAUAAAACAUUCAGCCAAAAUAAUGCGCCAUUGCCCCCAAUAAACAGUGCCACAAGAGAGAAAACACCAAUUCAGUCAAGAGUUUUUGUAACAAAUUCAGAAGAUGAAGAAUCAGAAAGCUCUUUAGAACCACCUUCUAUCAGUCUAUCAUCUUCUGAAGAUACAACAGAAAGACUAAGGAAUGGAGUAGGAUCUGGAGCUCCAAGUAAAAUACGUGAUGACAAAAGCGAUGAAUCUUCACAAAUAGCAAAAGAUUCGGAAGGAAAUUCUAGGACAUUUUAUGACCUUGCAGCGAAAUAUAUUAGCAAGCAUCUUGUAACAGCUGCACUAAAAGCAGGUUCCAGAGAUAAUAUUACUGUUUUUGUUGUACUCUUAAAUGGAUGUGAUAAGAUACCUACCUAUAAUUUAUAAUAUUUAUGAGAUUGAAAAGUCGCUGUCAAUUCCCUUAUGCUUUAAAAAACUGACAAUAUUUUUUAAAAUGUUAAGAAGACUAAUUACAAUAGUUUCCAUUUUAUACCACUUUAUUCAAACCUGAGCACCUCAAUAUAAAACUAAACACUGGUGAACUGUCAUUUUCCUUGCUAAGCCCAAAUGACUGCAAAUUUACAAUCUGCACAAGUAAGUUUCUGCUAGCAGUUCAACAUUUAAAUAGAUUAAAUCAUCUUCUCUGACACUUGGUAAAUUUCAUAUAAUGAAAAUAACUAAAGAAUUAGUGCAAUAUACUGGACAGAUCAAAAUAAAAUGGAC